Molecule: messenger RNA, 3520 nt
Organism: Scomber scombrus (Atlantic mackerel)
Lineage: Eukaryota; Metazoa; Chordata; Actinopteri; Scombriformes; Scombridae
Gene: rc3h2
Product: ring finger and CCCH-type domains 2
Exons: 19
Coding region: 1-3492 (1163 amino acids)
Molecular function (GO): metal ion binding
Source: RefSeq, a predicted model, not a curated record
AUGCCAGUGCAGGCGGCCCAGUGGACAGAAUUCCUGUCCUGUCCCAUCUGCUACAAUGAGUUUGACAGCAGCGGUCACCAGCCCAUCAGCCUGGGCUGUUCCCACACGGUGUGUAAGACCUGCCUACACAAGCUGCACCGCAAGGCCUGCCCCUUUGAUCAGACACCAAUCAGCACUGAUAUUGACCUGUUGCCGGUAAACUGUGCCCUGCUGCAGCUGGUCGGAGCUCAGGUCCCAGAUGUGCAGCCGGUCAGUCUGAGUAGUGCGGCAGAGGUAGAGCAUUACGAGGUCUGCAGGGUUUGUGUGGAGGAGCUUGCUCUCUACCUAAAACCUAUCAGUGGAGCAAAAGGUGUGGCGACGCUGAGUCCCAGCGUGCUCAGUCGUCCCAUGCAGAGGAAGCUGGUGACAUUGGUGAACUGCCAGCUGGUGGAGGAGGAGGGCCGUGUGCGGGCAGUGCGAGCAGGUCGGUCGCUGGGUGAACGAACAGUGACCGAGCUUAUCCUGCAGCACCAAAACCCCCAGCAGCUCUCUGCAAACCUCUGGGCAGCAGUGAGGGCGCGAGGCUGCCAGUUCCUGGGGCCUGCUAUGCAGGAAGACGCACUGAAGCUAGUUUUGCUGGCUCUGGAGGAUGGCUCAGCUCUGUCCCGGAAAGUGCUGGUUUUGUUUGUAGUCCAGAAGCUGGAGGCUCGGUUUCCCCAGGCCUCCAAAACCAGCAUAGGCCACGUGGUGCAGCUGCUCUACCGGGCCUCCUGCUUCAAGGUGACUAAGCGUGAUGAGGACUCCUCACUGAUGCAGCUGAAGGAAGAGUUUCGUACAUACGAGGCUCUCAGGAGAGAACAUGACGCUCAGAUUGUCCACAUUGCCAUGGAGGCUGGCCUACGAAUUUCACCUGAGCAGUGGUCCUCUCUGCUGUACGGAGACCUGGUCCACAAGUCACAUAUGCAGUCUAUCAUUGACAAGCUCCAGUCUCCAGAGUCAUUUGCAAAGAGCGUUCAGGAGCUUACAAUUGUUCUGCAGAGGACAGGAGAUCCUGCCAACCUCACAAGCCUUAGACCUCACCUGGAGCUACUAGCUAACAUAGACCACAAUCCAGAUGACCCAGCACCAUCAUGGGAGGAGCUGGAAAGUGUGAUGCUGGCUGUAAAGUUGGUGGUUCACGGACUGGUGGAAUUCAUACAGAACUUCAGCAAGAAGAGCCACGACACUCCACAGCCUCAGGCCAACAGCAAGUAUAAGACCAGCAUGUGCCGAGACCUUCGUCAGCAGGGAGGCUGUCCCAGAGGAACCAACUGUACAUUUGCACACACACAGGAUGAGCUGGAGAAAUUUAGACUGAGGAAUAAGAAGAGCAGCAGUGUUGGCCGUGCAUUCCCUCUAGCACCUGGGGUCAUGGGUAAAACAUUCACCAUGGAGGGCAGCAUCCACACAGAUGUGUCUGCAGGAGUGGGGCAGGGCCUCAAAGGCACAGGCGAUAACACAGAGGGAAUUCCUGGCCUGACUCACCCUCAGCUUAUCUCCAGAGGAGCUGACAUGAUGGAGGAAAUGAAGAGAGCGGUGCCAAAUGGAUCCAAUGGGGCUAACGGUUCCAACGGGCUAAUCAGAACCACGUCAGGGUCAACAGAACAGAAGCCCACCUCUCCUCCCAGGACUCCAGUCAGCCACUCCGCAACGUCAUCUCCAUUGAACACAGUUGGACGGGGUGAUGGUGGCGGUCCUAUACCCAAACAUGGUCAGUUCAUGCUGCGUGCACCACAUCCUUCUCAGGCGUCAGAGAUGUACUAUCAGGAGCCCCACUCUGCAUAUGACACGGACCACUAUCAAUCAACCUCAGGUUCCUACUAUACAUCUACUCUCCAUCCUUCACACAAACCCUGCCUGGCUCGGUUCCUCAGAUCCUCCAACGUCCCAGAAUCCUCUCUUCCACCUUCCAUUGGCCCUCCACCAUCCUCCUACCCUAGUGAUCCUCAGACGCCACACCCAUCUUCCUCCUCUUCCUCGGGAUACCCGCCACACCCACCUAGAGAUCGGAUGGGACCUCCUCCUGCCUUCCACCCCCACCCCCACCCGGGUCAGCCUCAGUAUGGGCCUCUGGCCCCUGCCCAUGGUGUUUAUGCUCCCCUCUAUGACAGCAGGAGAGUAUGGAGGCCUCAGCUGUACCACAGAGAGGAUGCCAGGAGUAACUCACUGCCUCCAGAGGUGCUGCAUUCCUCUGUCUACCAGCCUCCACUCAGGGAGAGAUUCAACUCUCUAGACAGCAACUACUGCUCUGGAGCCGAACACCGUGCAGGCCUACACAGGGACUAUGGACGUGUUCCUCUGGGCUAUGAGGAUCUAUUCAGAAGGAAGCAGGAACAGUGGGCACAUCAUCACCACCAUCACAGCACCAACAGGCCCUCCCAGUCCUCCCCAAUCUUCACCAUCGAUUUUGGAACUGAGCAUGUGGAGAGCAGUGGAGGUCAGUGUGUGGGGUGCAGGUACAGAGGUGAGGAGAGUUUAGCACACUAUUCUCCAUGGUCCUGUGGUACUAUCGGCCCCUGCAUCAGCCCCUUCGAGCCGGAAACACUCACUCAUGCUGCACCUCACUCCUGCUCAGAGCACUCGGUGAGACUCUUCACACACCCACAAGAGUUGGACAAUAACGGAGGUGGAGGUGGUGGCGUUAGCAGUGGUGGUGUGGGAAAGCGAUGGCUGCAUUCAUUGGAUCACUACCGGCGAUUGAAAGACGAAGACCCAAUCAUUCCCUUUAGUGAGGGACCCAUUAUAUCCAAGUGGGGAGCCAUAUCCAGGGCUUCUCGCACAGGGUACCACACCACCGACCCUGUCCAAGCCACAGCCUGCCAGGGCAGUGCCAACACCACUCCCAUCAACUUUAAAGAUUACAACCCACACUUGGAUCACAGUGACUACAGGUGGAGCUCCAGAGGAUCAGACUCUUCCAGCCACUCCAGUUUCCUAGAAAGUGAGCAGCUUUGUGCAUCAGAGCUGCACAGACGCAGGACUUCUUUAAGCAGUGGAGAGAAAAUCGUGUCUGAUCUGCAAACCCGUCAAACCUCCUACAGCCAGGAUCGGGACAGAGUAUGUGACCGGGCUGAGAGUGAACCCGACCCGGACCGAGACAUUGAGCUUGAACUGUGCGCUCUGCACAUGGAGGAUUCAGACAACCAGGAGAUAAAGUCUCAGGACUCUUUAGACCUGGCCACCCCACAGUCUCAGGAUGCUUCCCACCUCCUCCCACCAUCCUGCUCCUCUCCACUCCUCUCAUCCCCUGUGGAGGAGCACGCCCUAGCAGAGGGUCCUUCAACAGAAAAAAUGGAUGCUCACCUGCUCAAAAAGAUGGCUUUCAGGAAGUCUCUUUCUCCUGGAGGGUUGGUUUCAGGAGGUCUGGGUGUCGGCAAGCUUGUGCUACGGACUGGACCUCCCCGACUUGGGGACUCUUCUACCCGGGUGUGUCCUGAAACACCAGGGACAGAGAUGCUGCUCAAUGGGAGCUAAGGGGACACAAAGUCUGACUCUGAUCAGC